This is a messenger RNA of Psilocybe cubensis, 2295 nucleotides long. RefSeq lists its product as uncharacterized. The transcript has 9 exons. Gene Ontology annotation, molecular function: GTPase activator activity; zinc ion binding. Gene Ontology annotation, biological process: COPII-coated vesicle cargo loading; intracellular protein transport; endoplasmic reticulum to Golgi vesicle-mediated transport. Gene Ontology annotation, cellular component: COPII vesicle coat; endoplasmic reticulum exit site. The coding region runs from base 1 to 2295 and encodes 764 amino acids. The record is from RefSeq and is a predicted model, not a curated record. Lineage: Eukaryota; Fungi; Basidiomycota; Agaricomycetes; Agaricales; Agrocybaceae.
AUGCUUAAUUUUGAAGAUGUCGAAGAGCGAGAUGGCGUCCGGUUGUCCUGGAAUGUAUGGCCGUCAUCCCGUAUAGAGGCGACCAGGAACGUCGUACCCAUUUCGGCUCUCUAUACACCACUGAAAAUCCGCGAAGAUUUGCCACCUGUGCUCUACGAGCCUGUUGCAUGCAAACCGCCUUGCCGCGCAAUCUUGAAUCCCUAUUGCCAAAUUGAUAUCCGCGGAAAGCUUUGGAUUUGCCCCUUCUGUUUGACUCGCAAUGCAUUCCCCCCUCACUACAAGGACAUUUCCAACACCAAUCUGCCGGCGGAACUUUUGCCCAAAUACACCACCAUCGAAUACACCCUUGCCAGACCCGCCCAAGUCCCUCCUAUAUUCCUGUUUGUUGUCGACACGUGUCUUGAGGAUGACGACCUGAAGGCUUUGCGGGAUGCCAUUGUAGUUAGCUUGAGCUUGAUCCCCCCUUACGCACUCGUGGGUUUGAUCACGUACGGGACCAUGACCCAAGUUCACGAGAUUGGGUAUCCAGAAUGCAGCAAGUCCUAUGUGUUCCGUGGUGGCAAAGAAUACCAGCCCAAGCAGAUUCAGGACAUGCUUGGUCUCUCCUCCCAAAACAGGGCUGCUCCUCGUCCCGGCCAACCUAUGCCCCAAGCCGCGCUCGGUGCUGCCCGCUUCUUGAUGCCUGUCCAACAGUGUGAAUUCCAAUUGACAGGCAUCUUGGAGGCUCUCACUCGUGAUCCCUGGCCAGUUGCAAACGACAAACGCCCUCUCCGAUGCACUGGUGGUGCUCUCAGUGUCGCUGUAGGCCUCCUGGAGACGACCUACCCUAACACUGGAGCUCGCAUCAUGUUGUUUGCGGGAGGACCUGCCACCGAAGGUCCCGGAAUGGUAGUUAGCAAUGAACUCAAGGAGCCCAUUCGUUCACAUCACGACAUUGAUCGCGACACCGUCAAGCAUUACAAACGCGCGAUUAAGUUCUACGAAGGCUUGGCAAAGAGAGUUUCAAACAAUGGGCAUGUUGUUGAUCUUUUUGCUGGAUGUUUGGAUCAAGUUGGUUUGCUUGAGAUGAAAUCUCUUCCCAACUCAACCAAUGGUGUUAUUGUGUUGUCCGAUUCAUUCGCCACCUCUAUCUUCAAGCAGAGUUUCCUUCGUGUCUUCAACAAGGAUGAUCAGGGCCACCUUCAAAUGGGAUUCAACGCUACUUUCGAUGUUCAGACCACCAAAGAACUCAAAGUAUCGGGUCUCAUUGGCCACGCUAUUUCUGCUGCUAAAAAAUCUGCGUGUGUGGGCGAGACCGAGAUCGGUAUUGGCCAGACCUCCGCCUGGAAGAUCAACGCCAUUACGCCUCGUACAUCCACCGCAGUCUACUUCGAAGCUGUCACUCCUGCCGGUCAACCUCUCCAGCAAGGCUCGCGUGGUCUCAUCCAAUUCGUCACGCAUUACCAGCACUCCUCCGGACAGCAGCGCCUACGCGUCACGACCAUCGCGCGUAACUUUGCUGAGGCAGGGUCAGCGAGUAUUGCUGCGUCGUUCGACCAGGAAGCGGCUGCUGUGCUCAUGUCGAGGCUCGCGGUAUUCAAGGCGGAGAUCGACGACUCACCGGACGUCCUCCGCUGGGUCGAUCGCAUGUUGAUCAGGCUUUGCCAGAAAUUCGCUGAUUAUAGAAAAGAAGACCCAACGAGCUUCAGGUUGUCGGAUAACUUCAGCAUUUACCCGCAAUUUAUGUUCCACUUGAGGAGGAGUCAGUUCUUGCAGGUGUUUAAUAACAGUCCGGAUGAGACGGCCUUCUAUCGUCAUAUUCUUAACGAAGAAGAUGUCAACAAUUCCCUGAUUAUGAUUCAACCAACGCUUAUGUCUUAUACCUUUGAUACCCCACCGCAACCGGUCCUUCUUGACAGUGUGUCCAUCAAACAUGAUGUCAUUUUGCUUCUUGAUACCUUCUUCCACAUUCUUAUCUUCCACGGAGAGCAAGUUGCGCAAUGGCGGAAACAAGGAUACCAGGACCAGGAGGGAUACGAGAACUUUAAAGAGUUGUUGGAGGUUCCUGUUGCUGAUGCUCAGGAUCUGCUCGUGGACCGAUUCCCAGUUCCUCGAUACAUCGUCUGUGACCAGGGUGGAAGUCAAGCGCGUUUCCUGCUCUCCAAGCUCAAUCCUUCCACGACGCACAUGUCCGCGACCAUGUACGGCACACCAGCAGGUGCUGGCGCUGGCCAAGCCAUCUUCACGGACGACGUCAGCUUGCAAGUCUUCAUGGAGUACUUGAAACGUUUGGCUGUUGGUGCCCAGACGAAUUGA